Molecule: messenger RNA, 3958 nt
Organism: Aedes albopictus (Asian tiger mosquito)
Lineage: Eukaryota; Metazoa; Arthropoda; Insecta; Diptera; Culicidae
Product: protein amalgam
Exons: 10
Coding region: 788-2389 (533 amino acids)
Biological process (GO): homophilic cell-cell adhesion; synapse organization
Cellular component (GO): plasma membrane; axon; neuronal cell body
Molecular function (GO): axon guidance receptor activity
Source: RefSeq, a predicted model, not a curated record
AAGAAAAGUACACUGCAAUCCCUGGUGGGUUGAAGGGCCAUGUGGCUGUGGUGGUUGUGCACAUAAUUUCAGUGUGUAUCAAAGUGGUGAUAUUAUUAGAAAAUUCGUAUUAGUUUUCGCGCCUCGAGAACACCAUCAAGAAGUGCAACGCUACGUUACGUAGAGAGUGCCCCAUGCCCCAGUAGAUGAAUGCCAAGAUCGUGCAUCGGAUAAUUGUGGAUUGCGAGAAGAAGGAUGGAUGUUGGUUGGCGAAAAACGUGCAAAUUCACUAUCGUUAUUAAAAAAAGGCUAGAAAACGGGACGGGAAAGUGCAAGUGCAAUUUUCGGGGAUUUUCGGCGAGCAAGAGUAAACUCGUUCGGUGGUGAAUCAUUGGGACUUGACGGUUUCAUCAGCUGUGUCGAAGAUUCAAGAUCAGAUCUAGAUUCCGAACAUUCCAUCUUCUACUUCUAACGUGUUUUCUCUUCGUUUUCGCAGUUUGCCUGUUUUCGGGUUCGACAAUUUAUGAUAAAAACAAAUCGCGAGUGAAAGUGCUUAGUGCUGUGACGAAGGAAGGAGUUUUUGUUCAAAUCUCAAGAAUAACACCAUCCCAGUACAAGUGAGUGAUUCCCGCGUCAGCGGCCAGAGUCUGCAAGGCCUGUCGUAAGUGAGUGAAUGUUUGCCACUCACUGAAAAUAGUAGCAAAAACAGCGGGUCGACGCGCAAAAACACGAAUCACCAGCAUCAGCAGAAGGCAAAAGCAGAUCCAGCAUCAACAAACAAACAAGCAAGACAGACAACGGCAACAACAUGUGUCAAGAUCGAGUAAUUAAGCUGCUAAUAUUCGGCUUUAUCGCUGGCUUCCUGCUUCAAGAAUCCUCACCCCAUCCCGCAAGCAGUAGUAGUCUAUCGAAGGAACGGAGAGGUGGUACGACGGCCGAGGAUGAAGACUACGACUACGACGACGAUGACGAACCGUCCAAGGAGAUGGGGACCAACGAUGUCAACGGAGGUGGCGGCGGCGUCGACCAGAACACGAUGCUCCUGACCAGAAACCACACCGUCGAGACGGAGAUCAACGAUACGGUGACGCUGCCCUGCCGGGUGAACAAUCCGCAGAACAAUACCAUCGUCAUGUGGUUCAAAACCACCACGCUGCUGUACGUUCGGGACAACAAGCACUCCAAGGAUCCUCGGCUAUCGCUGGGAAGCGAUUUCUCCCUGACGAUUCAGAACGUCCACGUGGAAGAUGACUCGAUCUACAAGUGCAUCGUUUACCCGGUCAACAAAUCCGCCUACAUCACCCUGAAAGUCAGAGGCCCACCAUACAACGUGAUGAUCACCCACGGCAACAAAGACCACACCAAUGGCCAUUUGGAAAUCCAACAGCACGAUCGCAAGUUCAUCAUCCACUGUCGGGCCUCGGGCUUCCCCACGCCGCUGAUUUCGUGGUCCUUCCGGGGAAAACAUUUGGACGAAGCUCACGCCAAACAGACCGGAAUUAGCGUUCGCAAGGAGUUCCUGGAAAUUCAUGACGUCAAGAGCCAUCAUGCCGGUGAUUACGAGUGCCUGGCCCAGAAUGGAAUCGGCGAACCAGUGAGUGCCGUUGUAAACGUAGAAAUCAAGUCCAGAGUUGUGUUGAUUGGACCGAGUGAAGACGACGCUGGCGCUACGCCCCCGGAUGACAAAGAAGCUCCUCCAUCGAUCGCCAAGCACAUCGACUAUCUGAACACGGCCAUCGGAGAGACCGCCGAGUUGGUUUGCCUAUACCACAGCAAUCCAACCGCCAUGAAGAUCCAAUGGUUCCGAGGUGACGAGCCCCUGCACGAGACAAGCAAGUUCUCCAUCAACCGGGACCGGCAUAAUCACCAUCUGAGAACGCGGCUGACCAUCAAGGACAUCGAGCAGAAGGAUCUGGUGUCCUAUGUGUGCAGGAUUACGAACAACCUUGGAGAGGCGACUGCCAAGACGACCCUGGGAUUGCUGCCGGGUGCCGCCCAUCUGGCGAACUUCAGCUACUCGGACGGACUCUUGCACACCAUCUGGAGGGUACGAAGUGUGCAGCCCCUGUCCGAUCUGCAGAUCCUGUACAAGGGCGAGAAUACCAAAUACACCACCAUCGACGCUACCAUUUCGGAGCAAAACAGAGAGGAGAACAGCGAUUUCUGGAACAUCAAACGCUCGAUCCGCCUGCCCGAGGGCGAAUGGUUCAUCACCGCCCGGGCCAAGAACACCGAAGGCUGGGCCUACACGGAAACCGUACCGCUGCAGUUCCAGAUCCCCGGUGAAGUCUCGCUGGAGAAACGAGUACCCGGUGGAAGUUCGACCGCAUCCGUCCGACAGCUGUCGUCGUACUGCGGUAGCUUAGCCUCUCUGGUGGUACUGUUUGCGGUGCUUAGACGAAUGCAUUAGGUUCCGCCGGAACCCCGUGUGGUGACCCCGUCCCGCUGCCCAGUGAAAACGGAAGAAAGGUUUGAUUUGGUUACCUUGUGCUUCUCGGAUUGAAAUUAGAAGGUCGGAGCGUUGAGUUGACGAUGAACGGGGUGAAAAAAGUAUUUAUUUGGAGCUAACAAAAAAAAAAGAAUCGAAGAUCUGCUAAGUGCUAAGAGACGCUUUUUGAGAGCACGGAUUGCGGUGCGCCCAUAGUAGGUUAUGUAUAAAAAAAACAAAUUAGAACUUGUAGUUUAGCGAGAGAACCAUGCGAAAAUGCCUUGUAGUUUAUCACCAAAAGCCACAUCCAAAAAACAAGCACCAACCAAUAGAUGGAACACAGCAUAAAAUUCAAGAAUUCGUAAUAAUGCACGCAUAAGAUCGGGUUUCGAUCGUUUUACGAUUUCGCUGCUUGGUUUUGCAGGAUGACAUCAUGAAUGAAUUCUAACUGAUCAUUUCGAUGAAUUCUUAUUAUCUUUUGAACACUGAAGUCAUCCAGCAAAACCAAACACACUGCAAAACUUUCAGAAACUCGAACCAACCGCAACACAGAUGAAAUUGUGAAACAAAUCUUUCAUGUAUUGUAAAUCUAGAUGAACAAAAAUGUAAUGUACGCUAAAACCACAAUAUCAGCGCAGAAAGAAAACCAAAUAAAAACGCUUACGGAUUAAUUCUUAUGUUAGAGAGUUGUUAUAAUUUAGUCUAUGUUCUGUUCAUUUUUCAUCUUAAGUUCUGUUUCUUCUUCUGUCAUACUUUUACUAGAGCUAGAAUUAAUAAAACUAUUUUCCUGCCCUUCGUUGUAAAUUUGAACUACUGGUUAAUACAUCUUAGAAUCAUAAAACAUUUUCCAACUUUGUGUAAAAUAUUAUUGAAAAAAGUGAAAUCUAGUAUAUCUACUUUGUAUCCAUAUAGAGACGACGUACUAAUUUUAGCCUUAACGAAUAGUAGGAACUAUACUUAAACGUUGUAAGAUCUAAAUCAAGUCCAAUAUAAGUUCUACUACUAUACAGUCAUGCACACCGAUAUAAGAAUAUAACACGCAACACACAAAAUAGACAACAAAAAUACUUGUUUAGGGUAGCUAGCGGAAUAAUUGUUAACUAAAGAAAACCGAUGCAGAGUACAGUAGUGUGUGUUGAAUGCCACCGUAUUUCAGAAAGUUACACCGAAAUACACGGAGAAAACUACGAUGACCGCGGAUGAUCAUCGCUCGCUGGAGCGCACGCAGUAGGCCAUAUUUAUAUUUAUUAACCCCUACCUGUACCGUACGAUAGUGUGUAAUACUACUCUCCUAUAGGAAAUUAUUCUCUCUACUUUCGAUAGUUACACGAAUCACGCGAAAGUGCAAAAGUCGUCCGCAGCUACGAAACGAGAUAGAGGGAUAGAUACGGUUGGCUAUGAAUCGGAUUGGAGAAACACAAAAAAAACUGGCUUACGAAUUGGUGAAAUAAUGUAGGUUAUACGUGUAUGAGAAAAAAACUAAUUGAAGUGAGGCGGAAGAAACUGUACUAGGAAAGUAAAACUGAAAAUAAACUUAGAAACUGUAACAAA